This is a messenger RNA of Aspergillus vadensis CBS 113365, 771 nucleotides long. RefSeq lists its product as uncharacterized. Lineage: Eukaryota; Fungi; Ascomycota; Eurotiomycetes; Eurotiales; Aspergillaceae. Bases 1 to 771 code for a protein of 256 amino acids. The transcript has a single exon. The record is from RefSeq and is a predicted model, not a curated record.
AUGCCUUCCCGUUCCUGCGAUAUACCGAAUAAUCACAUGAUGUACGAACAAAUUGCUGAGCGCUCAAGCUUCGAAUCACUUCCUAUUGUGAAGGAUACGCCUAAGCGGAGGCUUAGGUAUCUGAAGGUGGAAGGAAUCUCGACCAUUAUACUUCUUCUUCUUGCCACAUUUGGGGUCAUUGAUCUGUGUUACCAAGCAUUCAGUAGGAUUUACACUACGAACUACAUCCAUAUCCAUGCAAGCACACAAACCGAGCCAAAUAUUUCCUGUAAUUGCGGAGACACCGUUGCUGAGGCCCUUUCAAACAACUGCAAAUAUGAUUCUUUAGCUGCGGCGUGGCUUCCGCCAUCUUGUCGGAACGACAACCUCACCCUGGCUUUUGAAAAGGCGGGGUCAAAUCCGGAUGGAAGCUGGCCUUACUUUGCUGAUCUGAACAUGACGCGACCGCUGUCACUGAAAGAGGUGUCUCUGCUUCCUGAUACUAGGGUAGGGGGUGGAGACGCAAAAAAUGUCUUUUUCACGACCCGCAGGUGGCAUUUAGUGCACUGUAUGUAUUAUUGGAAGAAAAUGUUCUUGUCACAACAGCUGGGAACAACAAUUGAGAAAAGAUAUAACAAUGUGGGGCAUAUUGAGCACUGUCUGAUGGCUGUACUAAAACAGGAAGAAGGCCUGGAGGAGCUUACAACGGGGGCUGGAGUGGCGUUGCACUCGGAUUGGAUCAAUGGGCGGCCGGAUAUACAAGACCAUGACCAUGAACACGACCACAACUAA